AUGUCGGCGCUCUCUGCGAGACUCGCCAAAGGCGCCAAGUGGGCUAGCGUCGUUCUUCUCGGUGCCGGUAUCCCUAUUGGAGUUGCCUACUUUCAGGUUGUGUACCACAAUGUCGAGGAAGAAGCACAGAGACUUCAUAAAGAGGGUGACCUUCACCGUCAACGAAUAAGGGAACAGUGGGCUACGAAGGCUCAAACAGAAGUCAGAAAUGAAGAGAACGCUGUGAGAGGAUACAGGAGGUAG
Messenger RNA from Besnoitia besnoiti, 243 nucleotides. RefSeq lists its product as uncharacterized. The record is from RefSeq and is a predicted model, not a curated record. NCBI's taxonomy places the organism in Eukaryota, Apicomplexa, Conoidasida, Eucoccidiorida, Sarcocystidae. The coding region runs from base 1 to 243 and encodes 80 amino acids. The transcript has 2 exons.